AGAAACACGCUUGUGGAAGACUUUAUAUCUUAGGCGGUUGAUAGCUUUGAUUUAAUCAAAUAAGCCUGUAGUAGCUACAUCGGCGAAAAUGGGUAUUUACGAUGCCACGGAAGAUCCCCAGGCUCCCAAGGACUUGAACUUAAAGACAAUGCAGUAUGAAAAACUAGACCCACAAAUGUUGAACAAAAACGAAAGUGAGGGACAUCUUUCAAGCACGGUGGAAACGUCAUUUAUUGAAGGCCCGACAAAAUUUGAGGACUUCUGUUCCAUGACGGAAAGCAAAAGCAACAAACGGGUCUUCUUCUCACGGAGCGUUUCAGAGAACAAAUAUUGCCCUCCAAGGAAAGCCCCUCCCCAGAGAAGCAGCUCCGAUCUUGGAGCACGGCGAAACAGCGUUCCAUCCUUUAUGCUUGCAGAUUGCCUCAAUUUCGCCUCUUUUCGUUCUGUGACUCUCGAAGACAUACCCCAGUGUUGUAGGGUGCGGAACUUUGCGAUUUCGUCCAAGGGACAGUUGCUUAACAGGGGUGACUCAUUUAAGUUGUUGCCGGUGCAGGGCUUGACCCUCGAUGAAGUGGUGCUUAACGGUAAUGUAAAUGACCCCACAUCCACCCAACCAAAGAGUAGGUCAAGUAGUUGCUCCAGUAGCGGUGUCGAGCGGUCCCAUAAUGUGACUGUCUUAGGAGAAAGCGGGGUUGGAAGAUCGUUGCUUAUCAGACAGUUUUGCACGUCAGAAUAUCUAGGCGCAUUUGACCAUUCAGAUGAUGAUAACGACAUCAAAGUUUCGGUCCUGAUGGACGAUGAGGAAACAGAUUUGAGUUUCGACUGUUCGCCAUUUAACCAGAAUCGCCUUGAAGAAGAAGAAGAAUCCACCCCGGACGCUUACGUCAUAGUUUACUCCGUGGCCGACCGUUCGUCUUUCCAGUACGCCUGCGACGUGCUGUACAGCCUAAGAAAAGAAAACCAUUUUCAAAAGGCCAUAAUUCUCGUCGGCAACAAGAGCGAUCUCGCUCGUGCGAGAGUUGUCUCCACAGAAGAGGGCCAUAACGUUGCGGUGUCGUAUGACUGUAAAUUCGUGGAGACGUCUGCCGUUUUAAACCACCAAGUUGACGAACUAUUAGCGGGGGUUAUUCGACAAAUUAAACUUAAAGAACAACAGGUAAUCUCGGACAACUCGAGCCCAGUGAACCAAGCUUACGGCAAAGACAGACGAUCAAGCUUAUCUAAAUCAGCAAAAAAUUUAUUUGAUAAACUUUUAAAGAGAAACUCAUCGAUAAGUAGUUCUGCCGGCGACCUGUAUUCGCCCUGAUAUGCCAAAAUGAAAACCAAAGAUACAUGUAAGUCCAAUCAACCAUCGACUGAAAUGAGCGUUGAUGCUCAUCAAGAUAAAGUCCAUGCCCAUCGCUUUGGCACCGGUAUGCCAUAAACAGCGCCAUCUACAAAUGAGAAAAGCAAGAUGCCAGAUGGUGUAUAAUUAAUGACUGCAGGGAUAAGCUCUUAAUUCUCAGUUGGCAAUUAUGAUCUUUCUAAGAGAUCUAUUAAAAGCAGGAAAUAAUUGUUAAUUGAU
This is a messenger RNA of Lingula anatina, 1564 nucleotides long. Its product is annotated as GTP-binding protein REM 1. The record is from RefSeq and is a predicted model, not a curated record. Gene Ontology annotation, molecular function: calcium channel regulator activity; GTP binding; GTPase activity. Gene Ontology annotation, cellular component: plasma membrane. NCBI's taxonomy places the organism in Eukaryota, Metazoa, Brachiopoda, Lingulata, Lingulida, Lingulidae.